This is a messenger RNA of Chiloscyllium plagiosum (whitespotted bambooshark), 5920 nucleotides long. It is a transcript of the gene gcdhb, whose product is annotated as glutaryl-CoA dehydrogenase b. Gene Ontology annotation, biological process: fatty-acyl-CoA biosynthetic process; fatty acid beta-oxidation using acyl-CoA dehydrogenase. Gene Ontology annotation, molecular function: fatty-acyl-CoA binding; glutaryl-CoA dehydrogenase activity; flavin adenine dinucleotide binding. The record is from RefSeq and is a predicted model, not a curated record. Gene Ontology annotation, cellular component: mitochondrial inner membrane. Lineage: Eukaryota; Metazoa; Chordata; Chondrichthyes; Orectolobiformes; Hemiscylliidae.
CAAUGGAGGAGUAUGCAGCAAUUUUCCCUCCCCCUGUCAGAGUUUGGGACAGGGUCUGCAGGACUGAGAGACAUUGUUUCAGUCUGUUACACUCACUUGAGUAAUAAAGACUUUCCAAAGCCCCUUGCACACUUAAAAACAACCAUUCAGGAGGAGGAAAGAUCUGUAAGUUUUUGUCUCUCCUCAAUGUCAAGGAAACGGCCCAUUGCAGUACAACCUGUUAUUUUCUAAAAUGGUCUGAAGGGAUGCCCGAGACCCAAUGGAACAAAUGAACAAGUGAUGGACAUAUUAAUUUGUAUAGAAUUACUCGUAUAUAUCAUAGGGGACAAUUUUUAUGGAUUGAAGACGACGUUUAUAGUGUCUGCCACUGUCAAUCUCCGAACAAGAUGAACAAAAAGUAUCUAUAACACUCAACAUUUUGGUACAGAUUAAGUUACAGUGAAUUCCAAAUUCCAAAAUGUUAUUUCCCCAACUCAGAGAUACUCCCAGAUUCAUUCUCAGCCCAAGUGCAGCAAGACAAAUCCAUGAACCAGUUUGUGCAUCAGAACUCGGUGUGUGAGAAUGAUGAGACAGUCACCCAUCCACCUUCACCGACAGACGAGUAAGUCUCAGGAGAUGUUAAACGUGCUCAAGGCCAGCUCCCACUCUCCACCUGUAAAACUAAAGUGAGCAUUUCUCGGCUAUCACCGUCUAACGAAUUCGUGUAACUGCAUUUUUGAAAUAAAAUUGUGCUUUGCAAAUUUUUAAUGAAACAACUCGAUGUUGAGACCAAUCAGCUCCUUUUGCCUGCUUGUUAGUCGAGAGGUAUAAUGCUAGCAGUGAAUUAGUGGGUUCAACUCUUUGCUGCUCUAGAGGAGCGCCCGAACAUCCCUGAACAGGUUACUGAAAAUAUCUAUUUUAAGAGGAGUGAUGAGUAGCGGCAGUACAUGAAUUGUUUCUUAAUCAGCACAAAGGGUCCAGCGGCUACUUUCUGCGCUGUAACGAUUCUAUUCCCUAUGACCAUAAACCCCAGAAGAGAAGUAGACAAUUCAUAAGUGAAUAAAGGCAAAAUACAGAGAACGCUGGAGAAACUCAGCAGGUCUGGCAGCAUCCGUGGAGAGAAGAACAGUUAACGUUUCGAGUCCGGCGUGAUUCUUCCUCAGAGCUCUGCUGUGAAAAUAAAACAAAGUUGCUGGAGAUCUGGAACACACAAGAAUAGAAACUGUUGGAGAAACUCGUCAGGUGUGGCAGCAUCUGUGAAGAGAGAAAACAGAGCGAAAAUUUCGAGUUUCAGAAAUGCUGCGGGACCGGACGAAUUCUUCCAGCAAUUUCUGUCUCGUGGCUUGGUGUCAAAUUUUGUUUGAUAAUCCGCCUCCCUGCGGUGAACCUCGGGACUUCCAAACAGCAGAACCACGAGUUGUUAAGGGAACAAGCAUGCCAUCCUUCGAAGAGCCGCUGUCCUGUCCGAAAGAAAAGGUUCAAAUUCCCUUCCCCAAUCAGCAGGAAAAUAAUUUUCGGGGAUUGAUCUCACGCCUUUGUCGCUGACCCUAUCCGGGCCUCACUUUCGCCGUCCUUCUCUGUGUCAGGCGGGGCUGUUUGGAACAUUCGUACAGCGAUUGGUUACAGGGGUUGCCAGUCAACUCAUUGUGACGUCAGCCUCAGUGGAACGCAGUGUAGCGAGUUUUGUGUCAGUUUCAGAUUGUUACACAACCUCCAGGUGAUUCCCUUUUCCCUGUCGAGGGGAAGUCUGGUCACGGUUUUAAAAAGACAUGCUUUAUAACUGUUUUGUGCAGUUAUUUCUCGGAGGGCUGUGACCUGUGGACGUGCUUAGGGAGUGGGGGAAAUAAUCUAGACGAUAGCGUUACACUUGACCUGUUCCGGCCGCCUCCUGACAGAUCUGAGUAUGGCCCUGAGACAAGCGGCUCGGAGCUUCUUGGGCACCGCCAGGCGCACGGCCGUCGUCAGCUCCUUGAGGACACAGGGGACGGCGAAAGCCUUCAAAGAGAAAGAUGAAAAGGUGGAAGAGCAGAAAAUGACCAAAUUGCCUAAGGUCCAGUUUGACUGGCGUGAUCCUCUGAACCUGGAAAGUCAGCUGACUGAAGAAGAAAUUCUCAUUCGAGACACUUUCCGCCAGUAUUGCCAAUCAAAGCUGAUGCCAAGAAUUCUUCUGGCAAACCGAAAUGAAGUGUUUCAUCGUGAAAUCCUAUCGGAAAUGGGAGAACUGGGCGUAUUGGGCUCGACAAUUAAAGGCUAUGGGUGUGCUGGCACCUCAUACGUAGCCUACGGGCUGAUUGCACGGGAAGUGGAGCGGGUGGACAGCAGUUAUCGGUCAGUAAUGAGUGUCCAAUCCUCACUGGUAAUGCACCCAAUUGCAGCCUAUGGCACAGAAGCACAGAAGCUAAAAUAUCUCCCAAAACUAGCCAAAGGGGAGUUGUUGGGCUGCUUUGGUCUAACUGAGCCAAACCAUGGAAGUGACCCUUCAAGCAUGGAGACCAAGGCAAGGUACAACAAGAGCAGCAACACUUACACACUAAGUGGAUCAAAGACCUGGAUUACCAACUCACCGAUGGCCGAUAUCUGUGUGGUCUGGGCUAAGUGCGACGAUGGGAAGGUGCGGGGAUUUAUUCUUGAGAAGGGGAUGAAGGGCUUGGCCACGCCAAAGAUUGAAGGGAAGUUCUCUCUAAGAGCCUCUCUGACUGGGAUGAUUCUGAUGGAGGAUGUGGAGGUGCCAGUGGAAAAUCUGCUGCCCGGUGCAGUGGGUCUCACGGGUCCUUUCGGGUGUCUGAACAAUGCUCGGUAUGGAAUCGCUUGGGGAGCCCUGGGCGCUGCGGAGUUUUGUUUGGAAACAGCCAGGCAGUACGCAUUGGACAGGAUUCAGUUUGGGGCUCCCAUCGCGAGAAACCAACUCAUCCAGAAGAAGAUGGCAGACAUGUUGACGGAGAUCACACUGGGUCUUCAUGCCUGCAUCCAACUGGGUCGAUUGAAGGAGGAAGACAAGGCUGCUCCUGAAAUGAUCUCCAUGCUGAAGCGCAAUUCCUGCGGGAAGGCUCUGGAUAUUGCAAGGCAAGCACGUGACAUACUGGGCGGAAAUGGAAUUUGUGAUGAAUAUCACGUAAUUCGCCACGUCAUGAAUCUGGAAUCUGUAAACACUUACGAAGGUACUCACGAUAUCCAUGCCCUAAUCCUUGGCAAAGCCAUCACAGGUCUGCAAUCUUUCACUGUACAGAAAUAGUCCCAGCUCUUGGCUGUAUGACUUCUGAAAAUCAGCACUUUGUCGAUUUUGGUUAGUUUGUUUUCAACCAAAUUCUGUCUCAGCCCAUGAUAUGUCUGCUGUUUUGAACAACUUGGCCUCUUCAGGUACAGAAGUAGCUCAGCUUUCAAAACUCCUUGUUAUUCUAAUUGUAUAAUCCGAGCUCAGAGGGCAGACAUUUGCCUGCCUGGUUUUCAAUAGAGCUAUUUGAUUAACACUGCACUGUGCUCUUUCCUCAAGACUCUCCCUUUUGAAUAUUGUCCAAGUACGUUUUGGAAGGUAUUACGGAUUCUGUUUUCAGUAUCAUUGAGUGCAUUCCAGAUUAUAUUUCAUUGUGUUUAAGAAGAACAAUAAUCCUAUUUCCCCAGUUCUUUUCCAAUUAGUUUUCCAAAACUGCUUAAUUUGAAACAAUUCUGUUCUUUUUAGUUCUGCUUCUGAAUUGAUAAUUCAGCACUUUAGGUUUGAAAAAAACUUUUUUAAUGGACAAUGAAUGUGACAUUUUCAAUUAGAGUUUUUUUAAAAGUUUUUACUUUUUGUCUUAUUCUUUACUUCAGUCCAGAGUUAGACCACACAUUGAAACCAUUAACACAUUUUAAGUUUACUUGCGCAGAAAAUCCAGUAUCGCAUUCAACGUCUCUGCAUCUGAAUUUGAGAAAGGAUUAACACGACGUCAGACAAGUGCUGAAAUAUUAAUUCAUUCAUUUGUGCCUUGGAUUUUUUUUAAAAAACAGCUACAUAACAGUAUGUCCUCAACCGUAAACCUUUUGAAUUAUGUUGACAAUUUGUUGCUUACCCUAGCAUCCCCUAAAAAUGCACAUAUUUAUCAGAUGAUAGAAUGAGUACUUUAUGCUUCUAUUCUUUGCAAUAAUGUUACUUUCCAAUCAGAACUGGGAGGACAUGACUCCCACUCUUUCCCUUUUGCAUUCUGUCUCCAUCUAAUGAACCUAGAUUGCCAUUAGUUACUAUUCCCUAUGUAGGAAUCCAUCGUCGUAUUAAUAGCUAAUGGUUUUGAGGUUUGUGGGGAAGAAAGAAAAUCAUGAAUCCAAUCCCCCCCCCCCCCCAAACAAAUUGCAAAACUCAGUUUAAAAGCUACAAAAUUCCCUCUUAGGAGCACUUCUUCCAAUAAAAGACCUCGUCUGGUCUUCAGGGCUCAAGGACAGUAUUUUGAACCAGACUGGUUCAGAAUACACAAGGGUAGGUAUGUGACUAGAAGUUCAUUGACACUGCGUUGAAUUGUUUAAAUUCGAUGGAGUCUCUUGAGAGUUCAUUGAAUCUUAACUGUGUGGACUAUAAGUAGGGUGUGUCUCGAUGGCAAGAGUGAGAGGGACAUUACACAUUCCAAGCAGGAACUGCCUGUGAGGACUUCAGUGGCUUCCCUUGGAGACUCUUAAACACGACAAUGUGUUUCGGGUUGUGUUGGUCUCCUGGUUGAUGAAAAGGAAAGAAAGCAUUUUUCCGACAUGUGAAAUACGCCUCUUCACAAAAGACUGCGUGAUUUAUUGCCGAGCUGACAAGAUCUGUAUCUUUUGAGGCUUGACACUUUGGUGAGAUCAGUCUUUGAAUUUUACUUUCUAAAACCAAAUAAGCCCUUCCCAUUGUGCCUCUCUGACCACCUUGUGCUAAGUUUCCUCUGCAUUCAACUGCCAGACACAGUGGAAAUCUGAAAUUGUCAGGUGUAUCAAUUGAGUUUCUUUUGUCCUUCUGGAAUUGAGAUGCUUCCCCUAUUUUAUACUUUUUCUUUGCCAUGUCCCACUAAGAAUGAAAGCUGACUGUAUUGUUGUACAUGUGGGGUAGGGCUGAACAACAUGUGAUGGUAAAUGGUGCUGUGUCACCGUGUCCUUUGCCAACACUGACAUUUCAAAAAAUAAUUGCUUGUGAAGUUUGUGUUAUGUUUAUAAGCAAUAAGAUAAGAAUUUAAUAAAUAAUUUGCAGUUUGUAGGUGUUUCUAAAGCAAAUGUCUCUUCUGUAAACAUCAGAAUGCAUGGGCACUUUAGAAUGUAUUCCAUAAGCCAUAUUCUAUUGCUGAGACCUAGAUAUUAAUAUGGAUUUGGUUAUCUCAAUUUGAUUUCAGUUUUCUUUUGUUUCUUCCCACCCCAAAAAAAGGAAGCUGCAAAUCUUGACAAUUUGCAAGUUCUUCAGAAAUGAAUAAUAAUGAUUCUCUUUGUAGACAUGUGCUCAUUUUGUUGUUAGAAUUAUGCCUGAGUUCUUUCUUCCCCAAUGCCCAGUCAAUUCUGCUCCAACAAUAACCUCCCGUCAGUACUUUUUCUUGAGUUCACAAGCAAUGGGUGUAAUUUGAAAUUGGGUAUCUUGUCCUCUAAAACGCAGCAGAGAUUGGACAUUCAUGGGGACAUUUGAACUGUGUGGCUAGGGACGGUGCUGCUAGGGGAAUGAGAGGAAAACAAAUGAGUGGAUGAACAUUGAAGUGAAAGGUCCCUGAAGUAGAAACCUGGAGAUUCCUGAUCUAAUUCUGACUGGUGAUAUGUGAACUCUGUGAAGAUCGGCCUCCUAUAUUCAACAACAUGGAUGCUGUACAGAUACACAAAAGUCUACUACUCAGACGUCCUGCUGGAUAUUAAGCAGUGUGUGCAAGAGGAUAUUCUAACUCACUGCAGGUUAAUUUUCUAAAUUUAUUACACACUAAGCCUUGUAUCUCAUUGUUGUCGCAAAUAAAUGGAUUUGUUUUAACCUGUA